GAAGAUAGCAUUCAGCCCCCACCCACAUGUUGUUCUCCGAUAACACAGUCAAGGGAAAACACCCCCACUACUUUGCACCCUUUACUACUACUUCUAGUUUACUUCGCAAAGAAGGAAAAAAUUCAUUCUCUUUAUGAAAUCUAUGUGUUUCUUUCCUUUCAUGUGCAGUAUCUCACAAUGCUGUCUAAGAAGGAGAAAGAGCUACUUGAAAAUGAAUGGGGGAAACUGACUCCUGUGGCUGAAUACAUUGGAGCUGAUGCGCUUCUUCGAAUGUUUACGACCUUUCCCGGCAGCAAAACGUACUUUUCCCACCUAGACAUCAGUCCAGGCUCCGAUCACCUCUUCAUCCACGGGAAGAAAAUUGUCCAAGCCAUUGUUGAGGGGGCCCAAAACAUCAGCAGUUUAACAGAAACUCUGGCACCACUUCAGACUUUGCACGCCUACGUGCUGCGGAUAGAUCCGUCCAACUUCAAGAACUUCUCCCACUGUAUGCUCGUGGCUUUGGCGGUUCACAUGGGUGAAAACUUUACAGAGGUUUUGCACGCCGCAAUGGACAAGUACCUCUCAGCUUUUGCAGCGGUGCUAGCCGAGAAAUACAGAUGAGACGCACAAUAUACAGAACACUUAAUGUACAGUAUUUAUGUAUUUAUUAUAAUAAAAUAUGUGAAAAUAACACAA
Syngnathus typhle (broad-nosed pipefish) is the source of this 678-nucleotide messenger RNA. RefSeq names its product hemoglobin alpha embryonic-4 (gene hbae4). Gene Ontology annotation, cellular component: haptoglobin-hemoglobin complex; blood microparticle; hemoglobin complex. The transcript has 3 exons. Gene Ontology annotation, molecular function: oxygen carrier activity; oxygen binding; haptoglobin binding. The record is from RefSeq and is a predicted model, not a curated record. Gene Ontology annotation, biological process: oxygen transport; hydrogen peroxide catabolic process. Lineage: Eukaryota; Metazoa; Chordata; Actinopteri; Syngnathiformes; Syngnathidae. The coding region runs from base 178 to 603 and encodes 141 amino acids.